AUCAUGGCAAAUGAAACCAUUCCGUCCAGCAGUGAAGCCGACCAACUUCUCCGAGCAGGUGCCGCCGGGAGUCUCCUCGCACACGUCAUAGGCCAGAAGAGAGGAGGAAGAGGGCACGCCGUUUAUUCUUCUGCUUUUUUCUACGCUGUCUUUCAUUUUUAAUUCUCUUCAUUAAAAAGAUAAAGGCCUUUUUAAUGUUCGCAAAAAUGGUCUCCAAGUUGACUUCUCUGCAGCACGAGCUACUGAGCGCUUUGUUGGAUUCCGGAGUCACCAAAGAUGUUCUGAUCCAAGCGCUGGACGACAUUGACCCGAGCCCGAACGGUUUUGGAGUUAAGGUGGAGAGUUUACAGAUGUCCCCGCCGGGCUCGAAAAUGAACGGAAACGAUUCGGACUCAAAGCCAGUGUUCCACAGGCUGGCCAAUGGGCACAGUAAGGCCAGUAAGUUGUCCGGAGACGAGGGCUCUGAGGAUGGGGACGAUUUCGAUACGCCCCCGAUAUUGAAAGAACUUCAGGCGUUAGACACAGAGGAAGCGGCGGAGCUGAGGGCAGAAGUGGAUCGAAUUUUGGCCGAGGACCCGUGGCGAGCUGCGCGCAUGAUCAAAGGCUACAUGCAGCAGCACAACAUCCCGCAGCGGGAGGUGGUGGACGUCACGGGGCUCAAUCAGUCGCACCUCUCGCAGCACCUGAACAAGGGCACGCCGAUGAAGACGCAGAAGCGCGCCGCGCUCUACACCUGGUACGUCCAGAAACAGCGGGAGAUCGACAGACAAUUCAGCCAGGUGGUGCAGGGUUCCGGCAGCAGUGUGGCUGACAGGGAUGGCCAGGAUCAGGUGAUGUUUUUUUUCCCCGAAUUCAACCAGCCUGGGCAGGGAGUGAGCCAUCCCGCGGACGAGGUGGGCUCCGAGCCUGCCAGCAAGAAGAUGAGGCGCAAUCGCUUCAAGUGGGGGCCUGCAUCCCAGCAGAUCCUCUACCAGGCCUACGAGAGACAGAAGAACCCCAGCAAGGAGGAGAGAGAAGCCCUGGUGGAGGAGUGCAACAGAGCCGAGUGCCUGCAGAGGGGGGUGUCCCCGUCCAAGGCCCACGGCCUGGGCUCCAACCUGGUCACGGAGGUACGCGUCUACAACUGGUUCGCCAACCGGCGCAAGGAGGAGGCCUUCCGGCAAAAGCUGGCCAUGGACGCCUACAGCGGGCCGCCCCACAGCCUCAACUCACUCCUGUCCCACGGCUCCCCCCACCAGCCCCAGGACAGCGCCUCGCCCCCCAGCAAGAUGCAAGGAGUUCGGUACAGCCAGCAGGGAGCCAGCGAGGUCACUUCCUCCACAACCAUCAGCCACCACAGCAGUGACGGCAUGGUGACCAGCCAGUCCGUGCUGCAGCAGCUCUCCCCGGACAGCCUGAACCCCAGCCACAGCCUGCUGUCCCAGGACAUCAAGAUGAUUUCAGUGUCGGGUGGAGGCCUGCCCCCCGUCAGCACCCUGACCAACAUCCACAGCUCCCACCACAACCAUCAGCAGACCCAGAACCUCAUCAUGCCCCUGACUGGAGUCAUGGCCAUUGCCCAGAGUUUGAGCACAUCACAGGCGCAGACGGUCCCCGUCAUCAACAGCGUGUCGGGCGGCCUGGCCACGCUGCAGCCGGUGUCCUUCUCUCAGCAGCUGCAUAGCGCCCACCAGCAGGGCCUGAUGCAGCAGUCACCCGGCCACAUGGGCCAGCAGCCGUCCUCCUUCAUGGCCGCCGUCACGCACGCGCACAUGUACCCACACAAGACUGAGCCACCGCAGUACUCCCAGCCCUCACGGUUCCCCCCUGCCAUGGCGGUGACGGAAGCCAACGGCAUCAGCACCCUCAGCUCCAUGUCUACCAGCAAGCAGUGUCCUCUGCAAGCCUGGUGAGAGUGCGCACCUGACUUCCUUGGCGCCUGGCAACAGUUGCACAUUUUUCCACCCUCUCACUGCUGUAACCAUGGCAACUCUGAAGAAGUGGCAACGGUGUGCUGGACAAUGAGUCGGUAAAUAAAUAAAGGACUUGCCAUCUAAGGCGGGAGCAGCACUGACAGGAUAGAAACAGUUUUGUUCAAGGAAGAAACAAAAAUGAAUACUUGAAGUUUGUAUUCCAUGAAAGCCAAAUAAGGAGGAGUGAGGAUUGGAACUUUGACUGGCAUCCUUAUGAUCAAAAAGGACCCUCUAAGGAAACAGUAUUUCUCAAAGUACUACUUGCAUAUAUGGAAAAAAAAAAUGAUUUCAGUGAAAGUGAUCAUUUGAACAUUACAGAGGAAUAGAACAAAAGGCAAAAGGAAUAGCACAAACAGAAAAUGUGUGUGUGUGUGUG
Molecule: messenger RNA, 2328 nt
Organism: Megalops cyprinoides (Indo-Pacific tarpon)
Lineage: Eukaryota; Metazoa; Chordata; Actinopteri; Elopiformes; Megalopidae
Gene: hnf1ba
Product: HNF1 homeobox Ba
Exons: 9
Coding region: 195-1892 (565 amino acids)
Biological process (GO): liver development; regulation of transcription by RNA polymerase II; positive regulation of DNA-templated transcription
Cellular component (GO): nucleus
Molecular function (GO): DNA-binding transcription factor activity, RNA polymerase II-specific; RNA polymerase II cis-regulatory region sequence-specific DNA binding
Source: RefSeq, a predicted model, not a curated record